UUUGAGGUAUUCUCAUUCAAGCGGCAGUAUAGACAGCGAUCACUUGUGCAAUCGUUGAGUUGCGUGUGGUCUGGACAAGAAACCGAUUGUCAGAAUUCAACGAUUUGCAGCAGGUUUUCCCGCACCUGCGCACAACCGGAAAGAAAAUGCCUACGUAUUCAACCUUUGCCAUCAACGAGACGGGACAGCUGGACUCUGGAGCAUGUCCAGUCGUCGUGCGUCCCAACUACGACCCAGAUUGCUUCGAACUACGGAAUGAGAACUUGGCACGCCUUCUCACCGACCCCGAUGUUGCAGACCUCCCGGUGGUAAUUUUCUCAGUCGCAGGAGGUUUCCGACUCGGAAAGUCCUUCCUUCUCGGCUUCUGUAUCAGGUAUCUGGAACACUUGGAGACGUCUUCAUACCCAUCCGGUUGGAUGGACGAGGACAAUAUACCCUUGACAGGCUUUUCUUGGAGGUAUGGCAGCGAAAGAGAGACGACUGGUAUCCAGUUGUGGGGAAAAGUUUUCAAAGUCAUGACACGACAACACGGACUCGUGGCAGUCGUUCUGAUGGACACGGAAGGUGCAUUCGACCAAACGUCCACGCUAGGAGGAAAUGUCACAAUUUUCUCAAUGAGCAUGCUGUUGAGUUCUAUCCAAGUGUACAACCUCUCCAAACAGAUAACCCAGUCCGAUUUGGAGCACUUGAAGCUAUUUGCGGAAUAUGCUAGCAUGGCAAGAAGUAAGGAGGGCCAGGGCAAUGAAGUGUUCCAGAAACUCCUGUUUCUCAUUCGUGACUGGCAAUAUCCUGGAGAGAAAUCGUUUGGACUGAAAGGAGGAGAAGCGCUGCUUCGCCCCUGGCUGGAAAGGAACCCCACACUUCCACGUGAAGUAUCCGAACUGCGCGAAAAUAUCAGAUCCAGCUUCAGCGAAGUGAGAUGUUUCCUCAUGCCUAGACCCGGUGACGCGGUAGAGAACACGAGUUUCGACGGAAGGCUUCGUGAUCUAUCUAAAGAUUUUAAAUACCAUAUAGAAGACCUGUUGUCUUAUCUUCUUUCACCCGAAAUGCUUGUUCCGAAAAAGAUCAGUGGAAGGAUUAUUACGUGCAAGGAGCUCGUGUGCAUGUUUCAGACUUAUUUCAGCGUCUUCGACCAAAAGGAGCUCCCUCAACCCAUGUCUGUUUUCAACGCAACUGCAUUUGUCCACAAUAAGCGAAUCAUCGACGAAAUCGUGAAGAAAUAUGAUGCCGCCAUGGAAGGGAUCGUCAAGAGGAGUGUUCAUUCCGAAUCUGACACUGAGAUUCAAAUCGAACACGGCAACCUGAUGAAAGAGUGCUUGGCACAGUUCGAGAGCGAACAGAAGCUGGGAAAGGUCGACGCAGCCCUUCGAGAACAGCUAACGAAGGAUCUCAAUGCCCGGUUCGACAUGUGCAAACGUACUCGUACAAUGUUGAGGGAGCACAGCGAGGAGAUGCAGCAUCGGGCUGGGAAAGAACGAGAAGAGAUUGAGCUUGCUUUUCAAGAAAAACUCAAACAGGUGAUAGAAGAGGAGAGGACUAGACACAUGGACGAGAUUGCUGCUAUGGCUGGAACACACAAACUAGAUGUAGAAAAGGUGAAAAAGGCGAUGGAGGGUCAAUCAAUACAAAAUAAGAUAUUGGAAGUUCUGGUUGGAGCAGUAAAAGCUGUGCCCAGCGUGAUGCAGACCUGGAACAAAUUUCUGGAAUAUAAACAAAAGAUGACUAAACAGGAACCAAAAUAAACGCGGCCUGUUGAGUGGCAGCAAAAACAGAAGCAGCUACCUGCUGGAAGUGUUACAGGUUUAAUAAAAGAAGUAUAAGAACUAUAAUACAAAUAACUAAAA
Messenger RNA from Ornithodoros turicata, 1844 nucleotides. Its product is annotated as atlastin-2-like. The coding region runs from base 147 to 1742 and encodes 531 amino acids. The transcript has 14 exons. Lineage: Eukaryota; Metazoa; Arthropoda; Arachnida; Ixodida; Argasidae. Gene Ontology annotation, molecular function: GTPase activity; GTP binding. The record is from RefSeq and is a predicted model, not a curated record.